Molecule: messenger RNA, 1686 nt
Organism: Phyllotreta striolata
Lineage: Eukaryota; Metazoa; Arthropoda; Insecta; Coleoptera; Chrysomelidae
Source: the annotation of a GenBank genome assembly
AUGGCGGCUAGAAGAAUCGGUGGAAUGAGCGGUGGCCCCCGUGGCAAUCGUUCAUAUAAUCAACAAUUUCAAGGAGGCGGUGUUAACCCUUGGCAAGGGUCAAAUAAUUCUAUGAAUCAGGGGUUGCUUUCCCAAAUUUCCAACCCCCAGCAACUCGCUCUUGCUCUCACGAGCUUGCUACAACCUCAACAACAGAGUCCACCAUCGUUGCUUUCUUUGAACACGUCUCCCGGUUUUUCUAAUCAGGAUAGAGAUUUCAAUCGGUUUGGUAAUCGAGGCCGUGAUUUUAGGCGACACGAGCCUUACAAUAAGAAUCGCAAUCAAGGAGGUCCAAAUCGAAACCGAAGACUCUCUCAAACCAAGAAGAAGGAAGAUUCGAGAGGAAAGGAUGAGCCGAAGGACGAACAUUCCGCCGAUGAAGGAAACGAAGAGGGCGAUAACAAGAGGGACUGGAAGGACGAGAAAAACACCGGUGAAGAUAGAAAGGAUGAGACCGAAGAGGAGGCUAAGAUGAGAAAGGAAAAGGAAGAAAAAGACGGACCAUACUAUGAUGUUCCUGUCAAGUUGCUGAAUUGCUUCGUUUGCAACAAAGAGAUGUGGGAUGGCGAGUCCAUGCGGAAGCACGUCAAAGGUCGUGCUCAUAGACAGAUGUUGGAGAGUUUGGAAGAAAGCAUACACAUCACCGUUAACAUUCUCAGAGAAAACAUGCGCCUUCAAGAAGAGAAGAAACUCAUCGAACUCAACAGAGUUCAAAGGGUCACCAAAAGAUUCAACAAACCCGAACCGGAAAGCCACUGCAACAUGUGCGAUCUCAAGUUUUUGGGAAAAAUUAUCGCCCAUCGCAAAACUGACGGUCACCAACGUCUCAAGCAUUAUUUACAUCCCAAUUGCCGUUUGUGCAGCAAGGAGUUCCCGUCUAGAAUGGAAUGGAUCGAGCACCGCUUAACGCCCGAGCAUCUCAGAAAGUUGAACAAAUCUUUGAAUGACAAAAUUGGCGGAAUAGACGGUUGCGAGAUAGUAAACGAACUGGAAUUGGAGCCGCUGCUCGACGAACCGUUGGAGAUGGAAGCCGAAAAUCCGAUUUUGGAGCUAACCGAGAAUCUUAAUGGCUUGCAAAAUCUCAUGCCGGCUUACAAGCCGAACAGGGCCGUCGCCACUGAAUGUCUUAAACCGUUCUCCGGUUUCGUUUGUGAAAUUUGCUACAGGUCUUUCACUGAUGAGGAAUUGGCGCAGAAACAUUUGAAGACCAAACGUCAUCAUUCUAAAUUUAUCGAAAUACUUAAGCUGAGAUACAAGGAGCAACAGAAGAAGGAAAAGGAAGAGAAGGAAGCCGAGGAAAAGAGGAAGUUGGAGGCUGAGAAAAAUGGGGCCAACGAAGAAGGCGACAUGUACGAUCCCGACGAACCCACUCAAGAAGAAUCGUCCGUUCUGGAAGGAGAGGCAACGAUGGAGACGUCUCAAGACGAUUGCGGCGAUCCAUCUAUCGUUUCGUUGACCACUGACAGCUUGUUGGAAACGGAAGAAGACGAGUCUCUGAUUAAGGAAGAGGACGAACCGGCCGCUUCCGAUGCUUCGCUACCGGCGUCUUCGCCGGUCAAGCAGACGAGAGCCGCCGUUGCCGCCGCCGCGGUCGGCGGGGCCGUCAAGAACGGGGCCGGACCCAAAUGCAAGAAGUUGAAUAAAUAG